Molecule: messenger RNA, 3217 nt
Organism: Spea bombifrons (plains spadefoot toad)
Lineage: Eukaryota; Metazoa; Chordata; Amphibia; Anura; Pelobatidae
Gene: INTS8
Product: integrator complex subunit 8
Exons: 28
Coding region: 84-3155 (1023 amino acids)
Biological process (GO): snRNA 3'-end processing
Cellular component (GO): integrator complex
Source: RefSeq, a predicted model, not a curated record
GUACGUCACAGCCCUGCGCCCAUGUUGACAUCACGUGACCAAGUGACGUGUGAAGCGAGCGCCGCUCUCUGUAAAAGCGUCGCAUGAAACCCUUUAUUUCUUUGCCGGAGUCGCACGAUAAAUCUGACCAAAUGAAAAAGAAAAACCAAGGUGGUGAUAAAGGAGGGGCAAAGAAGAUGAGUGCAGAGGCUGCAGAUCGCGAGGCAGCGACUUCAAGCCGGCCGUGCACCCCUCCACAAACGUCAUGGUUUGAAUUCUUGUUGGAUGAAUUCCUGUUGGAAAGCCACUUGAUGAAAGCUUCUCCUGAUCCACCUCCCGUUCAACUGAUCAUUCAGUUUUUGGAGCAGGCAUCCAAACCCACUGUGAAUGAGCAGAAUCAGGUCCAGCCUCCAAUUGACAACAAAAGAAAUCGCACUCUCAAACUGCUGGCUUUGAAGGUGGCUGCUUAUUUAAAAUGGGAUCUUGAUAUUCUGGAAAAAAGUUUAUCAGUCCCUGUCCUGAACAUGCUGCUGAAUGAGUUGCUGUGUGUGAGCAAAGUGCCUCCAGGAACAAAGCAUGUGGAUCUGGACCUCGCCAGCCUACCUCCAACCACUACUAUGGCGGUUAUGCUGUAUAACAGAUGGGCCGUCAGGACCAUCGUUCAGAGCAGCUUCCCAGUAAAACCUGUUAAGCAAGGCCCUCUACAGCCUAGUGUAAUGAAUCAAAUUCAACAAGAGAAGGAACUCACUGAAAACAUUUUGAAAGUGCUAAAGGAGCAAUUGGAGGAUUCAAUGACUGUGCUAGAAGGAGGUCUCAAACUUAAAAGAGACUUCUAUAUCCAUACCAUGAGGACCUUGGACUUGUUGGCUUUGGAGCCUGGUGUGGUCAAUGGAGAGACUGAGAAUUCAACAGCUGGCUUAAAAAUCAGUUGUGAGGAAAUGCAGUGCCAGGUUUGCUAUGACCUUGGGACAGGUUAUUUCCAACAAGGACCAACAAACCCUUCAAGUUACGAGAAAGCCAGAGACCAUUUUUUUAAUACUAAGCAACUUCUUUCAAAGAUUGGUAUGGGGUCCCAGCUGUCCAUAGAUGAGAAGAGGUUAGCAGGAUACUGCCAGGCUUGUGGAGUCCUCGCACCUUCAAAGGCAACUGUCCAGCAGUCAACACCCUACAGUCUGAUCCACAGCUACAUGAAAGCCGCUAAUUACCAGGGCGUACUAAAGAUUUUUAUGGAAGAUAACUUGACCGGCACUUUACCGGACCAGUUCAGACAGUCCAUUUUAAGAGAGCUUUUCCAGAAAGUACAACAAGGGAACGAGGCUCUAUCAGAGAUCUGUUUCAAAAUCUGUGCCUGCAACACGGUUCGUGAUACUCUUAAAGAGCGACCUGUCAAUGUUCAGUUUUACCUGCUCUUCAUGAAACCUAGUAAAGAGAAAAUAGACUUCCUUCUCGAGGUAUUUACUAGAACAUUCAAAUUUGAACAAGCCACGGAAUCCGAGAAGAGGGCCGUCGCGUCAUUUUUAAAGAACCUUUGUCUGGGCAUUGAGGAUCUGCAAUUUGUUUUCAUGAUUUCUUCCCAUGAGCUUUUUAUAAAGCUGUUGACCGAUGAUGAGAGAAAGAUGUUGGUGGAACAGAUACGCAAGAGAACCUCACGGGUCAAUCUUUGUACCAAGCCUGUGACCUCCUUCUAUGACGUACCAGCCUCUGGAAGUGUGAACAUUGGUCAGUUGGAACAUCAACUCAUCCUCACCAUGGACCCCUGGAGAGUCCGACAGAUCUUGAUAGAGCUGCAUGGCAUGACGUCUGAUGGCCAGUACUGGACAGUGUCCUGCAAGUGGGAAGUCCCGUCUAUUUAUAGCGGAAUAAUCCUGAAUAUAAAAGAUAAACUGACGCGGGACCUCAUUUAUAUCCUCUUGGCUAAAGGCUUACACUGUAGUGCAAUCAAGGAUUUCCCGCAUGCCAAGCAGUUGCUGUCUGCCUGUCUGGAGCUGGUGACAGAGUUCUCCCCUAAGCUGCGGCAGGUCAUGCUCAAUGAGAUCCUGCUGUUGGACAUUUAUACCCACGAGGCUGGAUCCGGUAACUCUGGAGAGCGCCCUCCUCCGGAACUCAUCAGCCGAGUACGCGGGUACCUAGAAAUGAGGAUUCCUGACAUUCCCCUCCGACAGAUCGUGGCAGAAGAAUGUGUUGCCUUUAUGCUGAACUGGAGAGAAAAUGAAUACCUGACGCUGCAUGUGCCGUCAUCCCUUGUGCAGAAUAAUCCUUACGUAAAGCUGGGACAGCUAUUGGCGGCCACAUGCAAGGAGCUGUCUGGUUCGGAUAGCCGGAGGACAGCUAAAGAACUAUGGGAGGUGGUGGUGCUGAUCUGCACGGUCUCCAACCAGCACAAGAGAGCCACUGAUGGCAGGAUUAGCCUGAUCAAGAACAGAGAUUCCACAAUGGGUAUCAUGUUUCGGAGCGAGCUUAUUUCUUUCAUAAAGAAGUUCCGCGAACCGCUGGUUUUAACCACAUUGAUGUCCCUCUUUGUCAAGCUCCAUAAUCUCCGGGAGGAUAUCGUAAAUGAUAUUACAGCGGAGUACAUUUCCAUCUGGCCAUGCUCCAUACUAAACCUCCAGUCUGUAGACUUUGACGCCGUCUCGGUGACGUUGAAGGAACUGGUAAACCACUCUCUAACGAUUAAUUCAAACAACUACUCGUGGCUCAGUAUCCAGGCAGAUAUAUAUUACGCCGCCAACGAGUAUAGCGCUGCCUUAAACUAUUAUCUUCAGGCUGGGGCUGUCUGCUCGGAUUUCUUUACUAAAGAAGUUCCACUCGAAAUUUACUCGGAUCAGGUGAUAAAAAGGAUGAUAAAAUGUUGCUCAAUGCUGAACUGCCACACGCAAGUAGCGAUACUGUGUCAGUUUCUCCGAGAAGUUGACUACAAAACCGCCUUUAAAGCCUUACAAGAACAGAACAGUCACGAUGGGAUGGAUUCCUAUUAUGAAUACAUCUGGGAUGUCACUAUUUUGGAAUACUUAACACAUCUACACCACAAGAGAGGAGAGACGGAUAAAAGACAGAUUGCGAUAAAGGCUAUUGGGCAACCAGAGCUGAAUUCCAGUAACCCCGAGGAAGUGCUGCAACUCGCCGCACAGAGACGCAAGAAGACGUUUCUCCAGGCGAUGGCGAAGCUCUACUUCUAGCAUCUCCUGUACAGUUUUAUGUUACACAGACACCAAAAAAUAAAAUCCUUCUGUAGCUUUAA